AUGAAAAAGCCGUACAACCGACCUCAGACAUCUCAGGGUCCCACUUGCUACCAGUGUGGCGGACCCCACCUGAAGAGGAAUUGUCCACAGUUGGCAGGCGGAGUAGGAGGGUCAGGCGACCAUCGCAAGUGUUUUAUAUGCGACAAACCAAGACACUUCGCCAAUAAUUGCCCAGAGAAGAAGAGUCUUGGCACGAAGAAACCAGCAUCAUCACCAGCAGAGCGAGCUAUGGCAGCGGGCAGAGUCUUUGCCCUGACCACCACCGAGGCUACACAGUCGGGUAAUCUUAUUCUUGAACCUUGUGUGUUGUUUGGUAAAGUAGUACUUGUGUUAUUUGAUUCCGGGGAAACCCAUUCCUUUAUUUCUAAUGUGUGUGUGGGGAGAUUGAAUUUGGUGACACGCGAUUUGGGAUGUGAGUUGCUUGUCUCAACUUCCUCCUCAGGUCAAGUGGCUACCAGUUCAGUCUGUGUUGGGUGUUCAAUAGAAGUGGUAGGUCGCAGAUUCAAGGUGAACUUGGUGUGUUUGCCUUUGGAGGGACUGGAUGUAAUCUUGGGGAUGGACUGGCUGUCUAACAAUCACGUCAUAAUUGAUUGUGGACGGCAGAGUUUGGUAUUCCCAGAACAUGAAGGAUUGGAACUAAUCUCGGCUCAGAGGGUGAUAAACGAAGUAGAAGCCGGAGCCACCUGCUUUAUGAUAGUGGCUCAUGCAGAGAAGAAUAGUAUCGCCGAGAAGAUCAUUGUGAUUUCAGUCGUGGAGGAGUAUGCCGACGUGUUUCCAAAUGAAAUACCCGAGUUGCCACAGAGUAGAGAUGUGGAUUUCUCCAUUGAUCUCAUCCCUGGAGCUGGCCCAGUGUCCAUGGCGCCCUAUAGAAUGGCACCAGCGGAGUUGGCUGAGUUGAAGAAGCAAAUUGAAGAUUUGCUUGAGAAGAAGUUCAUCCAGCCAAGCGCGUCACCCUGGGGAGCAUCGAUCUUAGUCAAACCAGAGGAUGUACAAAAGACGGCGUUCAGAUCACGCUAUGGGCAUUACGAGUAUGUAGUGAUGUCGUUCGGGGUGACAAAUGCUCCUGCUAUUUUCAUGGACUACAUGAACAGGAUAUUCCGACCGUACCUAGAUCAGUUUGUUGUCGUGUUCAUUGACGACAUAUUGAUAUACUCCGAAAGUCGGGAUGUACAUGCAGAGAAACUGAGAGUGGUGAUGGGAAUUCUUAGACAGCUUUGA
Vigna unguiculata (cowpea) is the source of this 1218-nucleotide messenger RNA. NCBI's taxonomy places the organism in Eukaryota, Viridiplantae, Streptophyta, Magnoliopsida, Fabales, Fabaceae. The record is from RefSeq and is a predicted model, not a curated record.